ACCAAUGUUGCGAAGUAGUUUUUCUGGCAGUGCUCAUUUCGCUGCUCGUGUAUUUAUAGGCCUUAAUUAGUGUUGGCAAUAAGGCAUGGUUAUCAUACAUCACAGCAGCUCUCUGAUGCCUUAAGUGACUGGUGGUGAUAUUGAAUUUUAGCGAAUUCUUCCAAACUGAAUUUAAUUAUGGUGCUCUAUUUCAAGUAAAUCCGACGAAUUCCUCAAUCGACGAUACGACAUUCUGUUAAUGAACUGUGAUUAAUAUUUAAUAAGGACGUCGAUAGGAAUUUUUAUCAGAAUUGCCUCAAAUAUUUAGAAAAUAAUCAACGAAAUUGAAACUUGAAAGCAGCGCUAUAAUUAUCAUGAAAAAUUAAUGUGGGAUGAACUUCUCAACAGCGCCGAAUGAAUAUUUCAAACUUUCCAAACGAUUAUGAAUAAAACCAGAAUAAAAAUGUGAGCUUUCAUCGUGCUGUUUCGUCGCCAUCGACUGGUUUCCCGCAGGCACAACUUCGAAGUGGAAGGAAAGUCUUGAAAGGAGUGUUUAUUUUAAAGAGUAAUGUUACCACCUAGGGAUUUUCAGGCGAGACGCAAGUGGUGUUAUCAAGUAGAACACUUUCUGGCGCGGCUUUCCCACUUUUUCCAAAAAGAAAACAAGUGAACCGAAAGCAAUGUGUUUAUAAAAGUCGGAUAACCUGUUAGCACUCACCCUCCACCCGUUGAAUCCGCGCUCCUUCUUCUCUCACAGGAGCGUUUUCAGCCUUCGAGUUCAACGUGAAGCAAAGAAAGGAGCCUCGCGACAUUUGGACUCCUUCAACUAUUCAUUUUCCUGGAAGCCACGAUCAGUCGGGCAACGAGAUGCUGUGUCGAAAGAUGCGUCUAACCGAGCGCCACAUUCAGCCCCCGCGUGAACCCAAUGAAGGGCCAAUUAUUCGUCCUUGCACCGCGCGCAAACUGGAUGGAAACGAAAAAGACUCGGCGCUGUUCUCAGUCGGUCAUCAUGGAAGAAAACCGACCAAAACUACUAAGACACCGCUAGUAAUUGUCAAUCUUAACAUUCCGCCAGGGACACAAACCCUUGCUCCGAAAAAUGUGAAGAGUUCACGUAAAUUGCCGCCUUUUUGCGUGCAGCAUCAACAUCUGGCGAAAGCUUACGGAUCGAAUCAGUCUCAUUCGUCGCCUGAAGAGACGCCGGUGUUUUCCAACACGAGUAUACCCCACAUAUUUAUUCAAGGGUAUGAAAUACACGAUAAGAAGAUCAUUCCGCUCAAACCACGGGAUAUUCGAGAUUGCGAGAUAAGACCCAUCACUGAAAAUGAGGAAGAUAGUUUCGCCAACAUUUUGUUGGAUAAUAUUUCUAAUAUAUCUCUCGAAAUGCUAAACAGACAUCAACAGCGGCUUCUGGGAACUUCAAAAGUUACCAAAACUGUCAACAAAGGCUAUGAUACCAAUUGUGAAACAUUCCUCAACUUGGAUUCAUAUGAGAUGGACGACUACGGACAUGGGUCGCCAGACAAAUUGAAUGAGUCGGGAGACCCGCCACCCAUACCGACCGGUUAUAGGUCCCUCUGUUAUCGCACACCUAGUCCUAGCACUCGACAAAUCAUACGAGUCAACGUUACCAUGAACAGAGAUCGUGGCAAUAAUGAAAGCUUUCGGCUCAAUCAUUAAUUCAUAGUUGUUAGUAAUAUCCAUGUUAAUUAGUUCUAAUCGAAUAAAUAAUAAAAAUCCAUUCAAUACCAA
Messenger RNA from Toxorhynchites rutilus septentrionalis, 1731 nucleotides. RefSeq lists its product as uncharacterized. NCBI's taxonomy places the organism in Eukaryota, Metazoa, Arthropoda, Insecta, Diptera, Culicidae. The record is from RefSeq and is a predicted model, not a curated record. Bases 847 to 1659 code for a protein of 270 amino acids. The transcript is spliced from 3 exons.